Messenger RNA from Andrographis paniculata, 784 nucleotides. RefSeq lists its product as uncharacterized. The transcript has a single exon. The record is from RefSeq and is a predicted model, not a curated record. NCBI's taxonomy places the organism in Eukaryota, Viridiplantae, Streptophyta, Magnoliopsida, Lamiales, Acanthaceae. The coding region runs from base 148 to 648 and encodes 166 amino acids.
UAAACACACACCCAAAAUCCUCAUUUCUAUUCUUGCCACACAUUCCUCUUCCAUCCCAUUCCAUUCUCCCCUUCAAGAAUCCCUCCAAAAAAACACUUCAAAAAAAAAAAAAAAAAAAAAAAAAUCAAGAACAAGAACAAGAAGAAGAUGGUUAGAGCUUUACCAAUGAUCCAUGUAGUUGGUGAUAUGGGAAGAACCUUCUCCCAAAUCCCUAUUGCAAUAGGCCUUUUCGUCGCGGUCUCCGUUCUCGUCGCCUUCUGCGCUAAACGCGCUCGACAAUUCUCCGCAAAGUCAACACCCAAAACGAUCGGUUCCAACGUACCUAAAGUGCCGUUGCUUUCGCCCAAACAGCUCAUCGCAACCAUAAGUCAAAAGGCGAUGACGCCUUUGGCUCACGGCAAGAAAACGCCGGCGCCCGGACAAGAAUCCGAUGUUUUCUACAAAGGGACUCAAGAAGAGAGCGGACUAUGGCAAAAGGCAAUCCUUAUGGGCGAAAAAUGUCAGCCGCCCGAGUUUUCGGGAGUGAUUUAUUACGACUACUCCGGAAAUAGGAUUUCCGAGAUGCCCAAAUCGCCUCGACCCGGCUCGAUGAGCCCUUUGAGGAAUUUCAACUUUGCUGUUCAGAAAACAGAGAAUUCUGUCUACUGAUGAUAAAAAUCGAGCGCGGUAAUAUAGAAAUUUUUUUGUCUCAUGUAAGUUUAUGAAGAAAUAAAUCUCACUAUAAGCAUGAUUUUCGAAUAUUGAUCCUAUGAACUUCGAUAUACAUGUAAUUUAAUUUGUCGAA